AUGGCAGCGGCUGCGGAGCCACAACAAUUGAGCGAUGCCAUCGUCGCCUUCUCCUUGGAAGGGAGAUUCCCCGAAGAUGCUACCUCUUUACCGCCCGUCUCCGAUAUAGAUCUCGAACCCGCCCUCACUGCCUUGGCUGCAACCAAGACCGACCUUGAGGGCGAAAUUCAUACCAUCAAUGAGGAAACCAAGGAUAGCGUCAGCUCAUGGGUGCAGAAUGCCAAGACACUGCAAGAAGAUAUUAUUCGAUCCAAAACCAUCGCCAACGAAAUCGUACGACAAUCAGAGGCGCCCGAUGUCUCAGGAGAGGCCAUCCAGGACGCCGAGGAGAAAGUCGAAUUUUUGAAUCGGGAGGUCCAAUAUACCCAGCAACUCCACGAGGUGUUAGGCAAGGUCAAAUCUGUGCAUCAACUAUUGGGCCAAGUCGAUGCAGCAAGAAGUGAACGACGAGUCCUCGAUUCAUUACAUCUCCUCGAACAAUCGUGGACCGCAAUCGAUCAAGUUGGAGUCAGCAAGUCAUGCAGAAUCCUCAGACUCCUAGACCAUCGAGCAUUCGAGCUCAAGUCGGGUAUCCAUGAGGUAUUCAAUAAUGUUUGGAAGGAAUUGAUUCAGUUUAAUGUGGAUGACGGCAAAGUAAUCAUUCGCGAAUCUCUACCCGAGGGCGGCAUGAAUCUGUCAGACGCAGUCAUUGGUUUGAAGGCCUACAAAGAAACAGACGAGCGUAUGGAGCAACUCUGGCGGAAUUUGGACGGCGCAAUUGUAACGCCCCUGAUGGACAAAACCAAACAACCUGCGCGUUCCGUCAAGUCCGAACGGGAUGAACUUAGCUUGACUGGAAGCAGUGACGGAUCUGUGGCAGCCCUUCUUUCAGAUUUAGAGGUCGUCGUGGUGUUUGUUGCGCAAAGGGUACCGGCUGAAUUACUCAACAGCCUAGUCGCCUUCAUGAUGCCCGACCUCAUUCCACGGCUAAUACAGCAAUGGCUUAACCCAGCGGUUCCUUCGUCACUGCCUGAGAUUCCCAAAUUCCAGAGCAUUAUGCAAGUGGCAAAAAAAUUCUGCUCUGCCCUGGAGACAAACGGCUACUGUGGCUUCACAGAACUGAAGGAUUGGGUUACCAAGGCGCACAUGACAUGGCUGGGCCGAUGCCGAGAGAGUGCGCUGGACAGGAUACGAACGAAACUGGCCAGUGGAAUAGGAGAGCCCAAGCAAGUCGAAAAGGUCGAGAAACAUAUGGUUACUGCUGCAGAGGGGAAAGAACUUUCUACCACCGGAGCUGGCGCCGCUGCGGAUACGAAUGAUUGGGGAGCGGCUUGGGACGACGCGUGGGACGACGAUCAAAACCACGAGUCUGAGAAUCCCCCACAGGCUAAAGCAGAAUCAGAAGUUAAAGAAGACGACGGUACCGAUGCAUGGGGCUGGGAUGAUGACGGCGAAGCCGCACAGCCAGCUGAUACGGCCAAGACUGAGGGCGAGGACGACGCCGGAGCGGACGCAUGGGGUUGGGGCGAUGAAGACACAACCGUGGAGCCAGAAGCCUCGAAGCCGUCGCCAAAGAAGCAAAAGACGAAAGCAUCGUCGGAGGAGACCAGAGAGCUGGUCCUCAAAGAGACGUAUUACAUUUCCUGUAUGCCCGAGCCUGUUUUGGAACUGAUAGUGGCAAUCCUGGAGGACGGCGCUGCCUUGAUCAUGGAUGGGGACAAGUAUGAGCUGGUCGCAUCUACGGCGCCGGGUCUCUUCAGUUUGCCUACGUUGGCCUUGGCUUUGCUCAGAGCAAUUUCGCCCUAUUAUUACUCCUUGAAUGUGGGCGGCAACAUGUACUUGUAUAACGACGCCAUGUACGUUGCAGAACAACUGACAAAGUUUUCUGCGGCCUGGAAGGAGCGGGAGGACCUUACACCGAGAGCUCGAAACAUGCUACGACUUGACAAUGACAUCAAGACGUUACAGAAUUUCGCCAACAGGAGCUACGCCAACGAGAUGGGUAUCCAACGAACUGUGUUGCAAGAUCUGUUAGGAAGCGCGCAAAGUAUCGUCCAACAAGACGAACCUGAGUCAGCUAUCCAAUCUGGAACGGACCGCAUUCGAUACAUGGCCACAACCUGGGAGAAGAUCUUGGCACGAUCAGUCUGGUCCCAAGCCAUUGGUUCUCUUGUCGACGCGCUGGCCAGCCGCAUUAUUGCGGACGUACUAGACAUGUCGUCGAUCGGACAAGAUGAAGCAUACAACAUUGCAAGCCUCAUUGUUACAACGACGUCGUUAGACGACUUGUUCCUCCCAAGUAAGCUAAGCGGUACGAAACCGACGCAAAACGAAGUACCCACGACAGAUCAAUACGCCCCGAACUGGCCUCGACUCAAGUAUCUUAGUGAGGUACUGCAAAGCGACCUCAACGGCAUCAGGGCACUCUGGUGUGAACAAAAACUCAGUUACUACUUUACUGUCGACGAGGUUGUGGAGUUGAUCAAGGCCAGUUUCGAAGACAACCCCCGAACCCGGCAGACAAUCAAGGAUAUCCAAAACACACAAUACCCAGCCGUCGAUUUAUGA
Messenger RNA from Pochonia chlamydosporia 170, 2547 nucleotides. RefSeq names its product centromere kinetochore protein. The record is from RefSeq and is a predicted model, not a curated record. Gene Ontology annotation, biological process: endoplasmic reticulum to Golgi vesicle-mediated transport; mitotic spindle assembly checkpoint signaling. Gene Ontology annotation, cellular component: RZZ complex. The coding region runs from base 1 to 2547 and encodes 848 amino acids. NCBI's taxonomy places the organism in Eukaryota, Fungi, Ascomycota, Sordariomycetes, Hypocreales, Clavicipitaceae. The transcript has 5 exons.